AUGCGACUGUGGAAAUAACAGACCGACAAAGCUUCAUAGCUGGAUGACUCCAUGAAUAUUAAACACCUCAUUUAUAAGCUGCUGUUGUAUUUUUGUUUUCAAGGUACUGAAGUCAAUGGUUACUUCAUUCAUGUACGUAAUUUACUUUAUCCUAUAUAUGGUAAUUUGUCGCGAUCUGACUUGGACUUGCAAUGGACUUUAACACGUACGAACCGCAGCGGACGUGCACCAAUACUUACAGAGGAUAAAUCGACUUUCCAUACAACAUUGUUAUGAGGGACCGACUGGCUGAAUUGAAUUCAGGCAGACAAGGCACCAGUGAAGAUGGGGGUGUCACUGUGUCCAUGGAGAGAGAUGGCUUCAUGCAGGUCUUUUUCAGAAAGGUGGAGGAGGUCAGAGGUGUCAUCGAUAAGAUCUCCUCCCUCGUGAAUGAGGUGAAGAAGAAACAUAGCCUGAUCCUUACAGCUCCCAACCCUGACGAGAGAACAAAAGAAGAGCUGGAACAACUUACAGUAGAAAUCAAGAAACAUGCCAAUAUUGCCCAGACCAGCCUUAAAUCAAUGCAACAGAGUCUACCUCCAGACGACCAGGUUAACUGUGCUGCAGUGGAUGUGCGCAUUCAGAAAACUCAGUACUCUAACUUGUCUCGUAAGUUUGUGGAGGUGAUGACACAAUACAAUGAAAUCCAGGUGUCCUUCAGAGAGAAAAGCAAAAGCAGGAUUCAGAGGCAGCUGGAAAUCACUGGAAGAAUCACAACCAAUGAGGAAUUGGAAGAAAUGCUGGAGACUGGAAACCCAUCUGUUUUCACUUCUGAUAUCAUCUCUGACUCCCUGAUAACUCGUCAGGCCCUCAAUGAGAUCGAGUCAAGGCAUAAAGACAUCUUACGCCUGGAGUCCAGCAUUAAAGAGCUACAUGACAUGUUUAUGGACAUGGCCAUGCUUGUGGAGACUCAGGGUGAAAUGAUUGACAACAUUGAAAAAAAUGUAAACAAUGCAGUGGAAUACACAUGCCAUGCUAAAGAACAGACCAAGAAAGCUGUGAGGUACCAGACACGGGCCCGCAGGAAGUACAUAAUUCUUGCUCUUAUUAUCUUGGUCGUGCUUGCUGUGGUUACACUUAUUGUUGGUUUGUCUGUGGGCUUGUCUGCAAAAACCACCACUAACUCCGCCACCUCCUCAUCUGCUGCAGCCAAUCCUGUUUAACCAUUAUUUCCAAGAAAAUGGUCCAUAUUGCCAUUUGUGGAGCUGUGCUCAUCAUCCUAUUUGUCAUCAUCAUCAUCAUCAUCAUCAUUGGAGUUUACAUUGAUUAGUCACCUACAGCAAAGAACUAUGUUCUUCCCUUUGACGUUAGGGCACAGUAUUUUUAAUAUUUCCAAUAUCUUACUGCAUACAAAAUGUCGAAACUCACUGAGUACAUAUGAAUACAUAAAUAAAACUUUAUUACCUGUGAAUUGUGUAGAAGUUGGCACUGAUUUCUGGUUCAAGACCGUCCUUUUUGACUGAUUUUCACUUGACUUAAAUGCUUUGCCUCUUCAUAACAAUGAGAGGUAAUUAUCUCAAUCUUUUUAUUUAUUUAAUGCUGUCAUACUGAUUUUUGCACAUGUAAGUAAUGUUUUGUAAUCUUAUAACAUGUAACCUUAGUUACGACAUGUGCCUUGGGAGAUCUGACUGAAUAAUGUGGAGUCAAACAGAGUCUAAAAAAGUGCUCAAGAUAUAUUUUUGCCUAAGGAAAGUGUCUAUAGGGAGAACAUAUUUGAAAGUACUUCUUAAGGAGGAGGAGAGUGUUUGCACUCAAUUAUCAAGGGUUCAGCGUAGUUUCUUUCGGCUUAUAUUCUGGUUUGACAGUGAUGUUUGGUAUGAAAUCACACCCCCCUCUGUAUUGAACAACUGGCUCCACACAAUAUGACGUCAGAUCUCUGAGCAACGUUAAUAAAAACAUGUUUUAAUCACUUAAUGAUGUUAGCUUUUUGGCUUACAUAUGAUUGUUUCUGACAGGAAUGUAACCAUGGAACAAAUGUUCACACAGAGUAUUGCAAAAUAAAUAUGAGUUGCUUACUGCUCAA
Myxocyprinus asiaticus (Chinese sucker) is the source of this 2062-nucleotide messenger RNA. Its product is annotated as syntaxin-2-like. Gene Ontology annotation, cellular component: SNARE complex; endomembrane system; plasma membrane. The record is from RefSeq and is a predicted model, not a curated record. The transcript is spliced from 11 exons. Gene Ontology annotation, molecular function: SNARE binding; SNAP receptor activity. Gene Ontology annotation, biological process: intracellular protein transport; exocytosis; synaptic vesicle fusion to presynaptic active zone membrane. Lineage: Eukaryota; Metazoa; Chordata; Actinopteri; Cypriniformes; Catostomidae. The coding region runs from base 273 to 1202 and encodes 309 amino acids.